Messenger RNA from Myripristis murdjan (pinecone soldierfish), 2447 nucleotides. RefSeq names its product kelch domain containing 3 (gene klhdc3). Gene Ontology annotation, cellular component: cytoplasm. The transcript has 11 exons. Lineage: Eukaryota; Metazoa; Chordata; Actinopteri; Holocentriformes; Holocentridae. Gene Ontology annotation, molecular function: protein binding; chromatin binding. The record is from RefSeq and is a predicted model, not a curated record. The coding region runs from base 179 to 1327 and encodes 382 amino acids.
CCUCGACGUCACGAGGGCCGGGCCACAACAGGGAGUGAAUAGCAGCAUCGUCUGUCUCACCCAACCAUCAGCGACUGGAGCUCAAGGUUUUGAUGGUGACCGUUGACUUGAUGGGGUCCCAGCAGAUGACAAAGUGAUGGUCUAAGGACUUGCAGUCACGGAGGUGCUUGCGCGUGGAAUGUUGCGCUGGACGGUGCACCUUGAAGGAGGGCCGCGGAGAGUCAACCAUGCUGCUGUGGCGGUGGGGCACAAGGUGUACUCCUUUGGAGGCUACUGCUCUGGGGAGGACUACGAGACACUCCGUCAGAUUGAUGUGCAUGUCUUCAACACAGUGUCUCUGCGUUGGAUGAAGUUGCCCCCGGUGAGGACUGGAGGACGUGAACAUGCCCGCGAGGUGCCAUACAUGCGCUACGGCCACACAGCUGUGCUGCUGGACGAUAUCAUCUACAUAUGGGGUGGGCGUAACGACACAGAGGGGGCCUGCAACGUGCUUUAUGCCUUUGAUGUCAACACGCACAGAUGGUACACACCCAAGAUUUCGGGGACAGUUCCAGGGGCAAGGGAUGGCCACUCAGCCUGUGUCUUGGGAAAGUCCAUGUAUAUAUUUGGAGGAUAUGAGCAGCUGGCUGACUGCUUUUCCAAUGAUAUCCACAAGCUGGACACCACCACCAUGGUUUGGUCUUUAAUUAACGCCAGAGGCACACCAGCACGUUGGAGAGAUUUCCAUUCAGCCACCAUCAUCGGGACAAAAAUGUUUGUAUUUGGGGGACGAGCGGACCGUUUUGGUCCUUUCCACUCCAACAAUGAGAUCUACUGCAACAAGAUCAAAGUGUUUGACACAGAGACCAACUGCUGGCUGAGCACGCCUUCAGCACAGCCACUGCCAGAGGGACGCAGGAGUCAUUCAGCCUUUGCCUACAAUGGAGAGCUGUACAUAUUUGGAGGCUACAAUGCCCGUAUGGACCGGCACUUCAAUGACCUCUGGAAAUUCAAUCCAGAGGCCUUCUCCUGGAUGAAGGUAGAACCGAAGGGAAAAGGCCCAUGUCCACGGAGAAGACAGUGCUGUUGCAUGGUUGGAGAUCGCAUCAUCCUCUUUGGAGGAACCAGCCCGUGUCCAGAGCAAGGAAUGGGUGAUGAAUUUAACCUCAUGGAUCAUUCAGACCUGUACAUCUUAGACUUCAGCCCUAAUUUGAAGACGUUAUGCAAGAUAGCUGUUAUUCAGUACAGUCUGGAGCAGUCAGGACUGCCACAUGACAUCAGGUGGGAGCUAGCGGCCAUGACCACCAACAGCAACAUCAGCAGACCCAUCUUCUCCUCCCAUGGCUGACACCGCUGGAGGUUUAGCAGAACCAGAACUGCUUGCUCUGUUUCAGGAUCCUGGGCUUUUAUCUUUCUAAUCAGCUGAGCUCCGAGGGACUUUCUUUUGUACAGUUUGGAUCUGGAUUGGAUUUAUUUUCCACAUUCUUGGGUAUUGCUGUCUCAAAGUCAAAACUGAGCUCUCAUUAGUUCCCCAAAAUGUAUUUACUUCCCUGGUCUCCAUGGUUUUUCUCAUGUCUAUGAAAGGUGCUUAUCUAGGUUUUUCCCCAUAUAUAGAGAACUCAGAGAAAAUCGAGUGGAUUGUUUGACAGUAUUACAAGCAGAGAAAUUAAGAUUUUUUAAAGAGUUGCUAAAGAUAUUUUUCCCCUUGAGACAUUGACCCUGUGAGAAAGUGAUUGUUGACACCUGUUCAGUCGUUCAGCCGUUUUCUCUGCUUUCUAGCCUCUCUAGAAAUCCAAUCAGCCUAUGAUAAUCAAGGACUUCUGAACCAAGCACAGGAAAAGACAAGAACUUCAGCCAAAGGUCUUGAGAGCUGAACUCUGUUUUGCGGAGGCAGAGGAUGUCAUCCAGAUGUCACACCCAACAGGUCUACCCGGAGAGACAAAUAUGAACCUUCUGUUAAAGACAGACUUGAAGAGACCGAGCUGGUUGUGACUUUGUAUAUCUUGCAGUUCUAACUUGGUCACCAAACCAUGUUUUCAUCUUCAUUUCUAGCAAAUUACAAUAUUGUACACAGUAUAUGGGGCCUCCCAAGCAAUCUUAUUACCUUGGCAUUGAAUGCAAGGAAACAGAAUAUAGGGGAACCACUGUAUUUCUUUGUGUCUAACACUUGUGAAAGGGGUUCUGUUAAGACUGGCUGCCCAGACUUUGCUUUUACCUUCUUUAUCAUAGCUUGGCUAGCACCCUGCUGCUCUUAAAAAGUCUCAAAGGUGAUUUGCAAGGCUGUUGAGGUAAGCUGUUUGCCUUGUACAAUAAUCAAGUCCAUCUACCUCCCUCAGUAGCAUGUGUCACUGAGUGGCAACAAUGCUGCGUUUAGUAACCCUUCCCAUACAUUAGUGAUCUGCUUUCCCCUGAAAAAAAAAAAACCUACUCACUGAUAGUUUGUUUUGUUGUGGACAUUUUAUAUUGAA